AUGAGCUGGAUGGGAUCAAUCUUGAGGCAAAUUCGACUGGGCGAUUUGCGAAAUGUUCCAGCCGCUGACAACCUUCGAAGGCAUACCACCAGCCCAACCGGGCAUAAUGUUGCAUGCUUGAUCACUGACAGAACCCAUGCAGGCGGGGUCAGCAGAAUGGGAAAUGUGACUGCCCUAGCUGAUCUCUUUGUGUGCGCCGAUCCGGAAGAUCAUGGCACGAUGAGAUUUGCAAACUUCUCCAACCUGGUGUCCUAUGGAACAUCAGAUGAGGAUGGCAGCUACCCGGUAGGUCUGAAAGGAGUUGAUAGCACACUGGCAAAAUGGUGGCGUUUGCAGCGGUGUUGGAAGCGUGUACAAGACUUCGAGGAACACCACGGGUUCAGAUAUAGCUUCUACAUGAAAACGCAAACCGGCUGUGCAUUAUACCAUGCGUGCUAUCCAUGCCUGGGCACAUACCAGGCGGCACGCGACAAGUAUGGCGCCGAGUUGGACAAGGUCUUCUUUGCCAACAGUGACCACGUCUUUGGCGGCUCGCGUCCAGGAUUCGAACGGGCGGCGACGAUGAUGUCCAGGAUUGAGAGUGAUUACUUCCGCAAGACGCUGACCACGUACUAUCCGUUAGAUUGGGACUUGGUGCUGCGUUCAGACUGGCAUGGGCAGUUGCACUGGCCGGGCAUUGUCUUCCCACGUGACGUGCUAGAUCCUGAGCAUUGCUGCAGUCAGCAGGAUCUGCAGAAGAAGCUGGCGCAAUUGAAAGAGUUUGAUAAGAAUGGCACGCACGUGGAUGGCAAAGUGUGCAACUUGAAGGGGCAGUGUUCAAAGGGGCGGAAUGGUACGCAUGAGGGGCUCACCUCUUACAGGUUCGCUCCGGACAAAAUGCCGUUCCAUUCUGAGGUAUCUUUCCUCCUUGACAUGCUGCGAGGUGGAAUCGAGAUGCAUGAACUUGCCGGGUUAUCCGAGAACCUGACUCGUGCUGAGCACAAUCGCGUGGGUUUGCACCCAGGCCGAAGCCCGUCCGGACACAAAGUCGCAUGUAUAAUUUCUGGCAAAAUUCGAGGCAGCGACCGCAAAACUUUCGAUGACAAAGCCAAGGCUCAAAUGAAGGCGGUUACAGCAGGCGCAGAUCUCUUUAUAUGUGCUGACCAGGAGGACCGCAUUGAGGAGCAUUUUCGGAACUUUACCAACCUCGUGCGAUACAGGACGGCGGAGGAUGACGGUGGGUACAAGGCAGGUUGUCUAAGCAAGGAUCCCCUGAACAAG
Messenger RNA from Symbiodinium necroappetens, 1260 nucleotides. Lineage: Eukaryota; Dinophyceae; Suessiales; Symbiodiniaceae. The record is from the annotation of a GenBank genome assembly.